CCUUCAACCUCAGUCUUGUUUCUUUGCCUUUACCCAUGGCCAACAGCAUUCUAAGAUCAAGUCGCCACAUUAAACUAUUUCAUGCUUUGAGUCUCUUUAGCCUUUCUCUGUUGAUUCAAAGAGUUUCUGCAACGGAGUUCAAGGUUGGAAGCUCAAACGGGUGGGCUGUGCCCACUGAUGCCAAUGCACCCAGCUACAACCAAUGGGCAGAGAAGAACCGGUUUCAAAUCGGAGACUCUCUAUUGUUCGUGUACACGCCGGAAAAAGACUCAGUGCUUCAAGUGAACAAAGACGAUUACACCAACUGCAACACAGGACAACCCAUUGCUUUGUUCAAUGAUGGCCACACUUCCUUCAAGUUCAACCAAUCCGGCCCGUACUAUUUCAUAAGUGGGAUCGUAGAGAGCUGUCUCAAAAACGAGAAGAUGGUGGUGGUAGUCCUGGCUGACAGAAGCGGCCGAUUGGCUCCGCCUUCUCCUCCGCCAUCUACGGAGACCGGUCCAUCCCAAUCUCCCGUUGAGACUCCAGCUCCAGUUGGUGAGGAGUCACCUUCCCCUCCAAGUGGAGCCUCUUCGAUGUUCGUGAGUUUCGUCGUCAGUUCAAUUGGAGCAUUUCUCGGUUCAUCUCUUCUUUUAGUCAUGUGAACUCGUUUGAGUCAUUUGGGAAAUCUGUGCUUUGUUUUGCUUUUUCUUUCUCCCCUUUUCCAAUACUAUUUAUUGAUUUUUUUACACACACUUGCACCGGUGAAUUCAACUGGAUCUUCAAGGUUGGCUUGGUUUUUGAGGUUUUCUUCAUAUAUUUCAGUUGGAAAAUAAGAUUCAGUUUUAUGGUUGUAUACGAAGUAAUGUAAAUAAAGAAAUAAAAUAAUUAUU
Messenger RNA from Nelumbo nucifera (sacred lotus), 872 nucleotides. RefSeq names its product early nodulin-like protein 9. Gene Ontology annotation, molecular function: electron transfer activity. The record is from RefSeq and is a predicted model, not a curated record. NCBI's taxonomy places the organism in Eukaryota, Viridiplantae, Streptophyta, Magnoliopsida, Proteales, Nelumbonaceae. Gene Ontology annotation, cellular component: plasma membrane.